CACUCCAGAUGAACAACCUGACUCAAGUCAUCACUGUCUUAGAGAAAAAUGUGACAAACCUGACUGCAGAAAACCGGAACCUUAGAGGGAAAAAUGAGGAGCUGGAGGCAGAGAAGAAAAACCUAACAGACCAAAUACAAAACAUGACAACAUUGUGGAAUGAGCUCAAUGUUAGUCGAGCUCAAUGGAGCAUUGAUGCCUACUGUCCCAAGAAUAAAAAUAACAACAACCGACAGUGUAUAAUUUGUCAGGAUGGCUGGCUUUCCUUCCAGUCAGGCUGCUAUGCAAUUAAUGAUGCUCAAUCUCCUAACCAGAAAACCUGGGAAGGUGCUCGAGAUGACUGUAUAGGAAAGAUAUCAGAUUUGGCUGUUUUGAAUAAUGAAACAGAAAAGAGUUAUAUCAGUGGCAACAGCUGGUGGAAUUCACGAAACAGACCAUACUGGAUUGGUCUGAGAGUCGAAGAUGGGAACUGGAAGUGGGUGGAUGGAAGGAAUCUGACUAACAGUGCCUGGAUCCCAGAGUCUCCUACUGAUGGUCAGUGUGCAAUCUCUGUCAGAAAUCCAGGAUUUAAGUCAGUGAACUGUACUGAGAAGAACCAAUGGAUCUGCAAGAAAAAAGCCUUAACUCUUUGA
Molecule: messenger RNA, 632 nt
Organism: Neolamprologus brichardi
Lineage: Eukaryota; Metazoa; Chordata; Actinopteri; Cichliformes; Cichlidae
Source: RefSeq, a predicted model, not a curated record